AUGGUUGCGACAACUCUACUUUUGAGUAGAGAGUAUGCGAAGAUGUACUACAGAAAUGAUCCUGUGAAGUAUGAUCUUGCCGGUUACCUGACAUAUUUUUGUAGGAAAGACGAGAAGCACUCCAAGUGCUGGUCUCAUACAUACGGUGGCGUCCUCUCAUUAAAUUAA
Ceutorhynchus assimilis (cabbage seed weevil) is the source of this 168-nucleotide messenger RNA. Lineage: Eukaryota; Metazoa; Arthropoda; Insecta; Coleoptera; Curculionidae. The record is from the annotation of a GenBank genome assembly.